Molecule: messenger RNA, 1622 nt
Organism: Rosa rugosa (rugosa rose)
Lineage: Eukaryota; Viridiplantae; Streptophyta; Magnoliopsida; Rosales; Rosaceae
Exons: 10
Coding region: 735-1622 (295 amino acids)
Source: RefSeq, a predicted model, not a curated record
AAGAGAAACAUGUUUCUAAAAAAGAAAAGAAAAAGAACUCAGAUAAGAGCAAGAAAAGGCGAGAACGGCCGCCGGCGGAAGACGGUUUGCAAAAGAUUGCUCAAGAACAGCGGUGAAUCUAGGGUUUUGUAGAAGGAUACCCGAUAUCCACUUCUAGUUCCAGGUGAACUCUUGGCGAGAUUGCACAAUUUCAAGAACUCCCACCUCUUAUUUCUGGACAAAGAGAACCAAGAAGGCUGGUAUUGUCGGGAAGUAUGGUGAAGAAGGAUUUUCUGUAACUUUGUGUUUGGGGACUGCAGAUUGUAUAGGAGUGCAGCCGAAAGACAAUUUUGUAAAUUGUUGCGAAAAGAAUCUAGAACCCAGAAUAAGAUUCUCUAUUUCAUAUCACUUGUGUUCAAGACUCGAAGCAUAUCGUGUCAGGCCGACAACAACAACAACAAGAGUGACCUGCAUCCGCUGCUUUGAGAACUAGUCAUAGCAAUUGGUCAGCUUUUCCAAACCAUAGGGAGGAUCUAAGCAGGGAAGACGUCCAGACUUCAAAUAGAGACAGUGAGGAGACUUUGUACUAGUGAUAGUGAAGACAGUGAAGAUUGAUUGACAUAUAUUGAUACACAAAGCCUGCUGCUGCUGCUGCUGUAAUGCAGACUUCAUGAAAUUCUCCAGAGUGAUAGCGAAGACAGUGAAGAUUGAUCGACAUAUAUUGAUACCAUCACUAUAAUCGGAUACGUCACCCUAUGGAGCCGGAGACCUCAAAAAAAGGUGGUAAGAGAGGAAAAAAGCAACAACAACUUAUACAUGUUGCUGCUGUUGCUGUGAAUAGGCAAGAAAGCAAUCCACCAAUAAGAAUAUCGGAUGUAGAUUCUAAUUCUCCUGAUAUCAUAUCGCCUACUACGACACCUAAUACUCCAAGGUGUGAAGAUGAGACGGAACCUGCAAAUUCUAAGAGGCCUCCUAGGGGCAAGGCAAAAGGAGAUAAAGACUUUAAGAAAAAAGGUCGAGUUGAAGUUGAAUUCAAUGCUAGGGGUCAGCCUUAUGGGGAAUAUGCAGCAGGUUUUUCGUCCUUCCUUGGAGUCACAGCAAGAGAGUUUGUUCCGAUUACGGUUAAGAAUUGGAAAGACCUCACAGAUACUUAUAGAGAACAAAUCUGGCAACAUAUCACGCAACAUUAUGUUGUUCAUGAGUGGUGCAAGAAGCAUAUUUUUCGAAAAAUGGUCAAGAUUUGGAGAGAUCAUAGAUCCCUUGUAAUGAAAGAAGUGAUGGAACAAGCUGAAGUGGUAGGCUUACCACGUGCUGCUGAACAACUCAAACCAGAUAUCGUAGAUUCAAUGGAGGAGUGGCAAACUUUCGUUAAAUCUAGAAGCACCAAAGAAUUCAGGGAAAAGUCAGAAAGAUUCAAGUCAAUGCGAGAAAAAAAAACUUUAUUGCAUAGAACAAGUAGGAAAAGCUUUGCCUGCCUUGAGGCAGAGUUGAAGCAACAAAGUGAAACGCCGGAUGCAAUAUCAAGGUCUGAUGUUUGGCUUUGUGGGUAUGAAGCACUACUAGAAAUCUUUUCAGAAAUGAUGUCUAAUACUGUCGUAGACAUCAGUCUCCAAAAAAUUUUGUUUGUUCAUGUCCAGUUUUAG